AUGGGGCCGGUGGAUGAGAUCUUACAACGGGCAGCUGAUCGGUCUAAGAGGCGAGCUGAGCUAGAGGUUGCCAAGGGUAUGGUGGAACGGUUUUCAGGCUACGAACUUGCCGAUGAUCAAUUUGGAUGGUUGUCAGUUGAGAGACCGCCGGGCAAUGGAGAUGACAGCAGAGGCAGCGCACUUGGCCUCCAAGGGCAAGGAGCAAGCAGUACUGCAACUACCAUUCCAGCUGAUGACGCAGAAGCAUUGGCAAACGCAGUCAAUGACUAUGAGGCUGCAAAGAAGGCACAGGAGACUCACCCAGCCCCUCCUAAGCCCAAGCCUGGCAUAGUCCGAGUCAACAGUGUUCCAGUUCUGGCACCUGUGACCCCUGUGGACAAGAUCAGGCGCACCAUGACACCAUCACCUGUUGAGGACCCCCCAGCAGUCCCAGCUCAACCCCCGCCACCGGUUCAGGCUCCUCCGGCCCCAGCCACCACACUUUCUGAGGAGAAACCUGAUGGUUCAAAUCCCCCAAUGAGUGGAUCCCGUCGAGUCAAGAAAAGGGGAAAGAAGGUGAAGAAGACUGCAAAGACCAACACAGAAAACACCGGGACGGCAGCAGCCGCAUCUGACCAGGUCAGACAUGAGGCAUCUCUAGCACCAAGCCAUUCUGGUGAAGCUACCAGACCUUCAGAACCUCAUGCUCCUUUAGAAUCUCAGCCAGCACGUGUUCAGCCGGAGCCAACACCUGGGUCAGCACCUGUUCAGCCGAAGCCAACACCUCAGUCAGCACCUGCUCAGCCGAAGCCAGCAGCCAAAAAGGCACUAGCCAAACCGCCCAAACGUGUCCAUGACAAUCAGCCUGGGAGUGAAGCAACAUGUGCUGAAAUGGUGAAGGCGCAAGCAACACCCCAAGGAAGAGAGGCUCUCUACAGAGAGGCAGUUCAUGAAGCUUUGCAGAGGUUAGGUACAGAGCAACAAUUCACUCCUGCUGAAACUAUCAGCCCUGGAAGCGUUCGCAAGCCACCAGCGCAAGAACCGGAUGAUGAUGAUGAUGAUAAUGCAACUCAGCAUUAUGAGGCACAAGAUGACAGCAACAUUGACUUCGAAGAGGCACUUGACAGGGCAAUCAAGAAAGAACCAACUGAAGCAGAGGAAGGAUGCAACCAACUGGUAGUGCCAGAAGCACAGCAGCAAGGACGCGAUUGCCCGCCGGAGAUGAAGAAGGCGUUUGACAAAUCACACUACUGCACUGCAAAGCUGCAGCUUCUUCAAGACGCAUGGACGGCCUGUGCCGGCGAGUGGCGACGUUCUGAAUUAUAUUUGAAAAUUGUUGAGAGUCGAAAGACAUCUGCUCACGGAGCAAGAGUGUGGUUAACAGAACCGCAAAUUGCUGCAAAGUAUUCCUCGCCAGAGAUGGCAAGAGAAAUUUGUCAAGCAAAGCUUUCGGACCCUGAGUUGUCCCAAACGCAUACCAAAGCCCAUCCAGAUUGCCCCUCGGGAAUGCGUCUCUAUCUGGUUUGGGAUUCGGAAGGGAUUUCCGAAACCACUGACACAGUGGUGGAAGACAUAUUCCAGUGUGUCGACGAUUCCGACUCCGAAGCACCCAGAAAAAAAAGCCUUGUGAAGAGGAAGAGGGAGCCAAGCAGCAGCACCAAAAGUUCCAAGGAGUCUUCGGAGGAAGAGUCGGCAUCAUCGUCAGACCGCAAGGCCUUUCGAUGUGAUAUUAUAUAUUCCAUAAUCAUCUUAUAUGAGGAAGAGUGGCUAGCAUCUACUGCAUGCCACUGUUUGGAAAUCAGUCAGUGA
Molecule: messenger RNA, 1788 nt
Organism: Cladocopium goreaui
Lineage: Eukaryota; Dinophyceae; Suessiales; Symbiodiniaceae
Source: the annotation of a GenBank genome assembly